Daphnia magna is the source of this 776-nucleotide messenger RNA. RefSeq lists its product as uncharacterized. The transcript has a single exon. Gene Ontology annotation, molecular function: cysteine-type peptidase activity. The coding region runs from base 45 to 776 and encodes 243 amino acids. The record is from RefSeq and is a predicted model, not a curated record. Gene Ontology annotation, biological process: proteolysis. Lineage: Eukaryota; Metazoa; Arthropoda; Branchiopoda; Diplostraca; Daphniidae.
CGAAGUGGUCUACAUGCGCACCGAAACGUAGUCGAGUUAGGCCAAUGUUGUUUCUCGACAAGAUCGAGCCUCUCACUAAAACCAGCAAGCUCUGUUCGGGAUACGUAAACAGAGCCCAAGAAAUCCUGAAGCAACAACAUCCUAUGAUCGGCGGACUGAAUUGGGUAACCAUUGGAGGAACUCUUGAAUAUCCAAAGGCGACGGAGGAUAAAUGGAUGCAGGUUAUUCAUGAUGGCCGUGACCACUGGGUGCUGGUGGCCAAAGGAUUCGUCCAACCGGAACACGUAAAUGUGUAUGACAGUUUGGCGGGAAGUGCCUGGCACGACAAACAUGUCCUAAGCUGCAUGUCCAGUCUUUUGAAAACAGAUGAGAAAAAGAUGACAUAUAUCGUCAAACAAUGUCAAAGACAAAACAAUAGCUACGACUGCGGGGUCUUCGCCAUCGCCUUCGCUACCAGUUUAGCAAAUGGGGAAGACCCUACAGGAAUGUUGUACGAUCCAAAACAGUUGCGUCCUCACCUGAACGAGUGUAUGACGUCCGGAAAACUAACAUCGUUUCCGUCUACCAUCAGUCGUCGCAAGCGAUCUCGCGAGACGGUAAAAACUGAAGAGGUGUUUUGUAAUUGCCGCAGAACAGCGUACCAAUUACCCUCCGAGCAGUGGGAGUACAUCGAGUGUGACCGGUGUGGGGAAUGGUUCCAUCGAAUGUGUAUUGGUGACUUCCCAACUAAUACUGAUGAUGAUUGGAUCUGUAAAUGUUGUAUACACAAAGAUUAA